Molecule: messenger RNA, 1500 nt
Organism: Lathyrus sativus (Indian pea)
Lineage: Eukaryota; Viridiplantae; Streptophyta; Magnoliopsida; Fabales; Fabaceae
Source: the annotation of a GenBank genome assembly
AUGUUUUUGGAUAACUAUAGGUCAUUUGGUAGUGUUAGUGGGGUUGAAUCUGAUGUUAAUAGUAGUGAGUCAUGUGCAGAUCCUGAUGAGGUUGAUAGGGUAUGCAAAGUGAUUGAUGAAUUGUUUGCUUUGGAUAGGAACAUGGAAGCAGUUCUAGAUGAGUGUGGUGUUAUGUUAUCACAUGAUUUGGUUGUUGAUGUGUUGCAUAGGUUUAAACAUGCUAGGAAGCCUGCUUUUAGGUUCUUUUGUUGGGCAGGGAAAAGGCCUGGUUUUGAACAUGAUUCAAGGACUUAUAACUCCAUGAUGAAUAUUUUAGGGAAGACUAGACAAUUUGAGACCAUGGUAGCAUUGCUUGAGGAAAUGGGUGAGAAGGGUUUUUUGACAAUGGAAACUUUCGCAAUUGCUAUUAAGGCAUUUGCUUCUGCGAAGGAGAGGAAAAAAGCUGUUGGAAUCUUUGAUAUGAUGAAGAAGUUUAAGAUUAAAGUCGGCGUUGAUGCGGUUAAUUUCUUGCUUGAUAGUCUUGGUGCGGCGAAGCUUGUUAAAGAAGCACAAGUUGUUUUUGAAAAGCUUAGAGAUAGGUUUGUUCCUAAUUUACAAACUUAUACUAUACUUCUUAAUGGUUGGUGCAAGGUUAGAAACUUGCUUGAAGCAGGGAGGGUGUGGAAUGAGAUGAUUGAUAAAGGAUUCGUGCCUGAUAUUGUUGCACAUAAUAUUAUGCUUCAAGGGUUGUUAAGGUGUCAGAAGAAGUCAGAUAGCAUUAAGUUAUUUGAAGUCAUGAAAGCCAAAGGUCCGUCGCCCAAUGUUCGCAGUUAUACGAUUUUGAUACAGGACUUGUGCAAAAGAAAUAUGAUGCGGGAAGCUGUUGAAUAUUUUAACGAAAUGGUGGAUCACGGGUGUCAACCUGAUGCUGCACUUUACACUUGUUUGAUCACUGGGUUUGGGAGGCAGAGGAAAAUGGAUACGGUAUAUGAUCUACUGAAGGAAAUGCGUGAAAGAGGUUAUCCACCUGAUGGAAGGACAUACAAUGCUUUGAUAAAACUGAUGGUAAGCCAACACAUGCCUGAUGAUGCAGUGAGAGUAUACAAGAAAAUGAUUCAAAGUGGCAUCGAACCAACAAUUCACACAUACAACAUGAUAAUGAAAUCCUAUUUCGCUACGAGAAAUUACGAAUUUGGCCAAGCUGUUUGGGAUGAGAUGCGUCACAAGGGGUGUUGUCCUGAUGAUAACUCAUACACUGUAUUCAUUGGUGGGCUUAUAAGACAAGGCAGGCCAGAUGAGGCAUGUAAAUAUAUAGAAGAAAUGAUGCAGAAAGGGAUGAAAGCUCCUCAGCUUGAUUAUAACAAGUUUGGUGCUGAUUUUUCCAAGUAUGGGAAUCCUGUCAUACUCGAGGAGUUAGCUCGAAAGAUGAAUUUUGCUGGUAAGUUUGAAGUGUCUAAUGUCUUAGCCAGUUGGGUUGAUAUGAUGAAGAAAAACUCAAAGAGAACAGAUGCUACAUUGUAG